Molecule: messenger RNA, 457 nt
Organism: Culex quinquefasciatus (southern house mosquito)
Lineage: Eukaryota; Metazoa; Arthropoda; Insecta; Diptera; Culicidae
Exons: 3
Coding region: 26-424 (132 amino acids)
Biological process (GO): sensory perception of smell
Molecular function (GO): odorant binding
Source: RefSeq, a predicted model, not a curated record
UCGUAGAAAAGUCAAGUCUAACAUAAUGAAACUGAUUGCUGCUUUCAUGAUUUUGUUUGCUGUAGCGUGUUCGGCAGAAUAUAGCAAGCUGUGGUUACACGAGGUUACCAGAGAGGGCAAACAAUGCAUGCAGAAACUGUCGAUCUCUAUGGCGGAUAACGUUAUUGAACGUAUAAUGUACAACAGAGGACCCACCCGUGACGAUAUGAAAUACCUGCGCUGCUUUUACAUCAAAUUCGGCAUUCUCGAUGCAAACGACAAAUUUGUCGUUGAUAGGGCGGUUGAAUUUGAGAUGGAUCGGUACGAGGAACAGGAGGUGCGUCCCGUGGUUACCCGGUGUGUCAAACAGGACGAUCCCUCCGUGUACGAGCGCUUGUGGCAGUUCUAUCAGUGUUUUAAUGCCGAUACGAGCUUGAAAGCUUGAUUUUUUUAACUGUAUGUAGACGCAUCAAGAAUC